Acipenser ruthenus (sterlet) is the source of this 8173-nucleotide messenger RNA. RefSeq names its product NIMA-related kinase 10 (gene nek10). Gene Ontology annotation, biological process: protein phosphorylation. Gene Ontology annotation, molecular function: protein serine/threonine kinase activity; protein binding; ATP binding. The transcript has 36 exons. The record is from RefSeq and is a predicted model, not a curated record. The coding region runs from base 145 to 3486 and encodes 1113 amino acids. Lineage: Eukaryota; Metazoa; Chordata; Actinopteri; Acipenseriformes; Acipenseridae.
AGUGUGACAGGUCGCUGGAAUAUACGACCGCAAAAAAUAGAACGAUAUUUCUAAGGGGCUAUCUAACAGUGCAGUAUUGUGACAGUUUAGUUAAAGACAUGAGAAGGGGAUUCAUUUUGAAUUCAAAGACCCAGAGGUUUUACAAUGCCUGACCACGAUAAAAAGGCAAAGCAAACAGACAGGACAACAGAAAAGAAAGUGAAGGGGAUCCCUGACAGGGAAUUUUCUGAUCUUAAAAGACUGUUGUCUAUUCUUACAGUUCCAACAAAUAAACGCCAGUUGCCAGCUGUGAGCCAUAACAGUGUCCGCAGCAGUGCUAUAAAAUCUCAUCAGCAAUGCUCCUUAGCAAAGAGCAGUGGAAACAGAAACAAGAGCCAACAUCAGCAACCCACUGAGGCAGCUGAACUGGAAACCUUUAGUUCAACUUACAGAAAUGAAAGAAGUUUUAGCAGCCUGCCACAUCACAAACUGUUUCUGGAAAUAUUCAGAGCCCUGGUUAAGAACAGACUUACUUGCAGUGAGUGGAUUAAUCAAGCCCCUCCUGAUAACUUCCUGCGAGUGUUGAUAUGUCUGCGAUUACUAAUGAGAGAGACAUUUUACCAGAAAGAAUUUCAUGAGCUUCAAGGGGUUGUUUGUCUUGCAAAGUACACAGAGACAGUUGCAAAUGGAUAUCUGGAAUGUGGAGAACAGCUGUUUCUUGUGGACAGACUGGUCAAUAUAACAUAUAUAUUUCAAAAACUGGCUGCAGUUGCAGAGCAAAGAGAAUGGAUUGUUGCAUCUGGGGCUCACAAGACUUUAGUCAAACUCCUUGCAGCCAGGGACAACAGUGUACUGUUGGGUGCUCUUUUGGCUCUAACUAGCUUAGCAGAAAGCCCAGAGAAUAAAAUGAAGAUAGGAGAGCUCGCCAUUGUGGAAAACCUGUUGAUGAUGUUACAGGAAUAUGAUUUGCUCUCAAAAAGGAUGGCAGCUGAGCUGCUCCGGCUUCUCUGUGCAGAUGCCCAGGUGAGGGAGCAGGUGAAGGUCUAUGAAGGGGUUCCCAUUCUGCUGAGCCUGCUUCACUCGGAGCACCUUAAGCUGCUGUGGAGUGUGGUGUGGAUCCUGGUGCAGCUCUGUGAGGACCCCGAAACCAGUGCAGAGAUACGGAUCUGGGGGGGCAUCAAGCAACUUCUGCAUAUUUUACAGGGAGACAGAGAAUUUGUAUCUGAUCGGUCCUCAAUCGGAAGUUUAUCCAGUGCAAACGCUUCUGGAAGAAUUCAGCAGCAGCACAUAUCAGAAGAGCUGAGUCCUCAAGAGAUCCGGGAAAACAUAGUGUCACUGCAAGCAGCCUGCUGUGCUGCUCUGACGGAACUUGUUCUAAAUGAUACUAAUGCUCACCAAGUUGUCCAGGAAAAUGGAGUGUAUGUAAUAGGAAGGUUAAUUCUGCCACAUAAGCAAAAGAUUGCACCAAAAAAAGAAAUGCUGCAGUGCUAUGCAUUUAGGGCUUUGCGUUUUCUCUUCAGUAUGGAAAGAAACCGACAUCUCUUUAAAAGACUUUUUUCUGCAGAAAUGUUUGAGAUGUUUAUUGACAUUGGACACUAUGUUCGCGACAUCACUGCCUAUGAAAACCUGGUCGCUAUAUUUAAUACAUUUUCGGAUGAGGAACUAAAUCAAAUCAAAGAAAGCAUUGAGACCGUGAACCAGAACAAAGCUCCUUCAAAAAUAAUCAAUGGUUAUGCAAUUUUAGACCACCUUGGAAGUGGAGCUUUUGGCAGUGUUCAUAAGGUAAGGAAACACGGUGGACAGAACUUGCUUGCCCUGAAGGAAGUUAACCUGCACAAUCCUGUCUUUGGGAAAGAUAAGAAUGAUCGAGACAGCAGUGUGGAGAAAAUUGUGUCAGAGUUGACCAUAAUCAAAGAGCAGCUGCAACAUCCAAACAUAGUCAAAUAUUACAAGACCUUCUUAGAAAAUGACAGAUUGUUAAUAGUUAUGGAGCUAAUAGAAGGGGCUCCUCUUAGAGAACACUUCAAUUCUCUCAAGGAAAAGCAGCAACAGUUUACAGAAGAACGAAUCUGGAAUAUUUUUAUACAAAUAUGUUUAGCACUGCGUUAUUUGCACAAAGAGAAAAGAAUUGUACAUAGAGACCUUACACCAAACAAUAUCAUGCUGGGUGAAAAGGAUAAAGUAACUAUAACUGACUUUGGCCUUGCAAAGCAAAAACAGGAAAACAGCAAGCUUACGUCAGUGGUUGGGACCAUUCUGUACUCCUGCCCUGAGAUUGUGAAGAGUGAGCCAUAUGGAGAAAAGGCUGAUGUCUGGGCAGUGGGGUGCAUCCUUUAUCAGAUGGUUACUCUAAACCCACCCUUCUACAGUACGAACAUGCUUUCACUGGCGACUAAAAUAGUUGAGGCUGUUUAUGAACCAGUCCCAGAGGGAGUCUACUCUAAAAAAGUGACAGACAUCAUUAAAUGGUGUUUGACCCCAGAUGCUGAGUUACGUCCAGACAUUGUGGAAGUCAGUGCCAGGAUCUCAGAUGUCAUGAUGAAAUAUGUAGAUGGUUUGUGCAUGUCCCAGCUUGCCCUGGAGAAGAAACUCGACAGAGAGAGGAGACGCACACAGAAGUACUUCCUUGAGGCAAACAGGAGCGCGUUGAGCUGUCCUGUAUUAUCACAGGAGCCUUAUGAUAAAUCAAGCAGUCUGAGCAGUAGCAGCGGAGCUGCCAGCAUUAAGAGUGAAUCAUCAGAAAUGACUGAAACUCCAUCGUACAGUUUUCAAACCAGUCCAGCGAAAGAGAGGGAUGAUAAACCGAAUGAGGGUUACUUUCCAGAGGAUAACUGUGCUUCAGAGAGCACUGAACGGGGUUCUGAUGAAGAACUGGAUACAUCUGAUACAUCAAACAGCUCCACUUCAAGCCCUAGUAAGGAUUUAGCUUUGAGAACAAUCAAAAGGAGUGUAAGUGCCUCUGGAACUGAAGGACACCACACUGGAUGUGGAGAUUUUGUUGUACCUAGCACAAAACCUCGGCCAGCAUCUGCUGGAAUUGCAGUGUCACAAAGAAAAGUGCGUCAGAUAAGUGAUCCGAUCCAGCGCAUUCUCAUUCAGCUGCACAAAAUGAUCUAUAUUACACAGCUUCCACCUGCUUUGAACCACAACUUCAAAAGGAGGGCAAUUGAAAGGUUCAAAAAAUCACUUUUCUGUCCACAGAGUAACCCAAGCAACUUAAAAGUAGAAAUAAAAAAGCUUCUGCAAGGCUCUCCAGAAUUAAUAGAGUCCAUCUUCAUAAGUACAGAUUGCCGAUUUUUAUGUCAUUCCUUAGGGGGAAAUUCAAUUGUCCCUGAAGAUAAGGCAGGUAACACCUGCAAUGUUGACUAUCAAGAAGGCGUAACAUAUGAACAGAUGCAGACCAUGAUUGAAGAAGUUCUGGUGGAAAAUGGAUACUAUAGUGUAACAUCAAAUAGGAAUCUUUCCUAUCCAUGGGGAAGCAAGAAUGUUCUUGCUGCAAGGAGAUAAUUACUGUCUAACAGUGUCUGUGAUACUAUUGCAAGUGGAAGUCCUCAUACUGCCAAUACUGCACUGAAUAGAAAUGUGCUUCCCAACCAUGCCAGUGGUAAUCAAAGAGCCUUAAUAUAUGAGGGCUUAUCUCUAGGUCCCUUAUGCAAUGAACCCUAAUUAACCUAUUGUCACAAUACUUUAAUUGUGAUAUUCAUAUAUAGAGUAUAUCCUAUGAUAUUGCAUCUAAGAAAUGCUAAUGAGAAUAAUGUGCAAAGCAACUAAUAUGAAUAGCUUGAAGGUUAUGGAUGAAUAUGUCCUUUCAAAUCACUACAACUGGCAAAUAGUCUACAAAGGCCAAUUAACACCAUCCAUGUGUUUCCAUUGAAAAUGUAUUGAAAUUUUGUUAGAAAAAUCUUUCGAAGGAAGAUUAUACAAAGCUUCAUUUUACAGCUGACGGAAUUUACAAUGGAUCCACAACAGAUUAAUUUACCCAGUUGGACCUUUAAUUAUCCACGAUGAAGGUCUUGAAAAUAAACACAUAUUUCAUAUAUUGAAAUAUGAAAUAUAUUGAGAUACAUAAACUUGUAGGACCCAAUCCAUUAUGCUUCCUGGCUUUUUUUUCAUAACAGCACUAAUGAUUCCAAUACUGGACAAAAAAUUCGAAACAUGUAUAUAUUGGGCCUGAUUUUGAUGAUGGGGCAAACCUCCAAACGCAAGGACAAAAUGCUUUCGCCCCUGAUUUUGAUGAAAAAACACUGCGCAAAUGGGAGCAAACCGCCUUUGCCCUGUAAUGGGAUUUUGGUGGCAUAUUUUGCCCGGUACGCUAGUGUCAGUGAUCGGCAUAACUGUCGGGAUAUGGCCUCAUUUGCAUGUUAACUUUGAGCGGUUUUGAUGAAGUAAUUUAUUCUAGAGUGUUUUACAUUUGAACAUGCAGUUAAACAUUAGUUGUGUGGCAUCUUCACAAAAGAAUAUUCACUCAAAAAAUACAUGAUCUGGAAUAAUUAAUUCACAGUACUGGCUUAAUAUAAUUUAAAGAAAUAUUUUUUGUUUGUCAGAAUUUUUCAGAGCAGCAUUAAAAUAUAUGAAGCCAGUAGGAUCAUUCUGCCUGUACAGUGUCACUUUGACAUCCUAAAAGCUGUAUUGGAGAGACUUGAUUUAUACCUAGUGAUACUGUGAAAAGUUAAUCCAUUCAAGUAAUGUAUUGGAUUAGCAAAUAGCUGAACUUAUAACGAUGUAAGCAGUAGACAAAGUUAAGUAUUGAUCCCCGAUCUGUCCUACAGACAGCAUUGUAUGCAGUUGGCAAAUGGGGGAACUCUGGUUAGGUGUUACUGGCAUUUUGUAAAACUAUAGCAUACAAAAAAUAGUCAUGUUUUCUAAAUCUAGACUCCUUCAGAAUGAUUUAUUGGAUAUAACUUUUUGAUUUCUUAUGAGGAAAAAGUUAGGUGCAAAACAGGAAAUGUAUUAUAAUUAUAAUUGAAGUACCGAUAACUGAUUUAACUAUGCCACCUGAGUUAACAUACGUUUUUUAAUACUUCAAGUGCUAAUAAACAUUAGUUAGUAUGUGCAUUUUGUCUCAGUUGAAAUUGAAUUGAAUUAAAUGUAAAAUUUAGUAAAGGUUAACUGUUUACAAUGUACCGCUGUUGAAUUUUAGGACAGCUACAGUACUUUGUUUUGCCACUGCACCCUGAUAUAAAAUUAGGUUUAUAAAAAAAUAAAUAAAAAUAAAAAUAGUUCUUAAAUAUAAAGCCCAUAUUUCAUACCUGCAUUUAGUAGUUUAUUCCUGGUCAUUUAAUAUUUUUAAGUGCAGCUUUUCUUUGUGUGUUGGAUUUGAAACGUAUGUGCGGUUAUUCAAAAGACUGACAGCAAAAUAAUAAGUGCAUAUUCAAAUUUAAAACAUGUAGGACUAAAUUACUUCCAGAAAUUAUGAAGUAUGAGGUGUAUGCCCAUGUGUUUAAAAAAAAAAAAGUUUCAUAGAUAUUUGUAUUUUUCACAGCUGCUCUAAAGUUAAUGAAUCUCAAAUAAGCUCUAUAUUGCAGAGGCUGGAAGUAUAAAAAUAAUGUUUGUGAAUAUCCAAAACACUGCAGUCACAUAUGCCAAAAUUGUUCAAUGAAUGUAAAUAUUUCUGAAUACUGCAUUAAAAAAUGGUGCUAUAGCUAUAAAACAGCUUUUUGCUCAUCAAAAUCACAGCAAUAAGACAAAUACUAGUGCUGUUGGUUUCUUAAAGGGAAUGUCAGUUGCUCCUGAUUUGCAAGCAGCUUCUGAACAGAAUUUUGCCUGCAGAAAAUAUAAUGGACAAAACACACUGAAAAAUCUAAAUGAAGUAGAUGGCGUAAUCCUGUGCAAACAUAAAGCUCUUUGUCCUUACAUUUGUGUUUUACCUGAUUUCCUCAAAAUUGGGCCUAUUAUAUUUUCUGUAAAUGAGCUGUCCUUCACCUGACUGAUUCAUUUGUUAUUGCAGGUGGAAUCCCUUACAUGUAUAUUGUAUUCUAAGCAAAUACUUUUGAAUUUCUUCAGAAACUUGGUUUACAGUGCAUUUGUACAUAGGAAUACAAUAUCUGUAAUUUAAGAGCACAAGCACAAGUGUUGAAUAGUGAAAAUAAAGAAAAGUAGCAUUAAGCUGUGGCAGUGACCCAGACUGCACAAAAUACUGAUGCUUCACAAGGAACAGUCACUGUAGUAAUUGCUCUAUAAGGCCUUUCUGGAGAAGGCUUUUCUGCAGAAACAUUGUAAAAUAUCCCUUACAACUUAAGCACUUUGCAUACUCAUCACAUCAAAUCAGUAGCUCCCUGGCUACCCAUGGUGGCCCUACAGAGUAGUGAAAACAUGAAUGCAUACUGUAACUUCCUACAGCUUGGAAAAAUCAUUGUUGGUGGACAUCAAAUCCAGUACUCAACUAAGGCUUCAAAUCCUUGGGUCACUUUUGUUCAUGAGUUAAAUAUAAUAUUAAACAUGUCUUGAAGACAACAUUCUUUCACCAUGGCCUCCCCCAAAGGAUUCUGAGAGGCUGAUGGAUGCUCUUACUGUAAAACCUACAGUAAUUCUCAGGAAUUUCAGAUCAGAGAAGUUUAAAUCAAUCAAUGUAGUUAUUUACUUUCACUACACCAUAUCUAUUGAAAUAAAGUUAAGAAAAAAAUUGUAAUAUAUUUUGAUUUUAAAUAAAGUGUAAGAAAUAUAAAAUCAGUUGCAAGGAAGUUUUCAAUGAAUUUUAUUGUAAUAUCUGAACAUAACAUUUAGGUCAUCAAUCUUGGUUUGUAGAUAUUUGUUUUGUUUUUGCAUUUUUUUAGGUGAAUGGGGCUGUAAAUAGUUUUACUAGAUUUAGAUGGUUUAUUCUAUUAAAAAGGGAUGGUGUUUGGCUAAUGUUUGCAUUGGGCUACUUUGCCUUAUUUGUAUUAUUUUUUUAUUACCCUUCCUUGGUGUGCAGAACAGCUAGAUACUUACAAUUAAUCAAACAUAUUCUGAAGAGUGCCUUUGUAAAUUUGAGUGUACUUACUUUUUUACCAUUUCUUGCACAUAUCCUGGUGUUACAUUUCUAUCUGUGAAAGAGAGUAUGUUUUGGUCUCUGUGUCCAAAGCUUUGAUAUUUUGAUUUGUUAAUGCAAUUUGUCUAGGAUGUACCACUUUUUACACUGAAAUAUACUGUAUGUGGUCAGUGGUUUUCCAAAAAGAUACAAUGGCGAAAUGCAGCCUACAGGUGGAAUCCCCUUCAAAAACAAGCCUUUAGCAAGAAAAUAUAUAGAGCAGUUUUAUACGCUGCCCUUCAUUAACAAGAUUCAUUUUUCCAUUGUUGUGAAAUCCACUAUAAUGAAGUUAAUCACCCAGAGGUGUUUAUUUCUAGUUUGGAAGUGUUAUAGCUUUUUAUUGCUGCUUUGCACUUCAGAAAAAAAAACAACCUUGUGUGUUGUUUACUGUGCAGGGACUCUAUCAUAAUUAUCUAAAGAGCAGACACACUAGACUAAACCUGCUCUUUCACAGACCCCAUUCCACCCUGUUAUUGUAUUGUGAAAUGAUAGUAAGGAGAUUUAUUAAUUAACGCCUUUUAAUACUGGUGGUAGUAAAGGGUGUCAAUAUUUAGAUUUGCUUCUGUUGAGAGACCUUCUUAUUUAAACAAGUUUAGCUUUAGGUAACUUUAGUAUAUCAGUAUUAGGGUCAUUCACUUUAUUGGUAAGUCUACAACAGUGCACAGCUGUACAAUAUUUAAAUAAAGAUAUAAUAUAGAGUACAGAUUUACCUGUAGGCGCUUCAAACACAUCAAUAUAGUGGAAAGACCCCUGAGCAGAUUACAGGCAGUUGUGAAAUGUACAUGAUCUGAAAAUCUGUGUGUUGUUACCACCUUUUUUUCUGUUUGUUUGUGAGUGAGGGAUUUUUGUACUUUGAAAUGUGUGAGGUGCAUCUGUGAGUUUUAUUUAAUAUUAUUCAAAAUGUAUUCAACCUUUAAUUUGCACAGUAAUAGCGCAUUUUCACAAGUCAUAUUUUAAAGUUAUUGAUGCCACUUAAUUCCAUAAUUAAUAUGUCAAUUACCACAACCUCAGUGCUUUUCUGACAUCUAUACAUUUCUUUCAUCAUGGACACAAAUGUCUAUCCUAGUAACAUGGCUUUUUAAAGAGUAAGUAACAGGGUUCCGAAAAGUAUAGUGUUACAUUCUGACCCACUAAAAGUUUACAGUUCAUGAAAAGUACACCUUGGACACACUCUAUUAUCCCUUUGUG